UCCAUGUUUGAGCAAAUUAAGGACAGAAACAGUAUAAUAUUUGAGUAGAGAGAGAGUGAGCAUUGAGCAAAGCAUUGGAGCAAAACGAUGGACUAUCAAUGGCUCAUUUUCUUCACCGCCCUCUUAUUCUCAGCCACCGCCGACGCUUCCGGCUGUGCAAACGACGGAUUUGAUGUAGUGCGGAAUAUCAGUGAGGUGGAACAGGGCAGCUUUGGUAGAGCAGGCUUAUCUCAUGCCACUCUUGCCGGUGCACUCAUGCACGGUUUAAAGGAGGUCGAGGUAUGGUUUAACACAGUUGCUCCAGGAUCUGGAACACCGAUUCACAGGCACUCGUGCGAGGAAAUCUUUGUGGUUCUAAAGGGUAGCGGGACACUGUAUAUCGCGCCGUCUAAUCCAGAUCUAGACCAUCCUGGAACUCCCCAAGAGUACCCCAUCUUUGCUAAUAGUACAUUUCAUGUUGCAGGUGGUAUUGUUCAUCAGGUCAGGAACACAAAUGAACAUGAAGAUUUACAAUGUCUAGUUGCCAUAUCCAAGCCACCUAUGAAAGUGUUCAUGUACAAGGACUGGUUCACGCCACACACUGCUGCCAAAAUGGUAUUUCCCAUGUUUUGGGAUGAGAAAUGUUAUCAAAAGCAUCCGAAGAAAGAUGAGCUUUGAUAUACAACUCCUUUGGCAGAAC
This is a messenger RNA of Sesamum indicum (sesame), 679 nucleotides long. Its product is annotated as auxin-binding protein T85-like. Lineage: Eukaryota; Viridiplantae; Streptophyta; Magnoliopsida; Lamiales; Pedaliaceae. Gene Ontology annotation, molecular function: auxin binding. The record is from RefSeq and is a predicted model, not a curated record. Gene Ontology annotation, biological process: positive regulation of DNA endoreduplication; positive regulation of cell division; cytokinesis by cell plate formation.